Molecule: messenger RNA, 2547 nt
Organism: Yamadazyma jaroonii
Lineage: Eukaryota; Fungi; Ascomycota; Pichiomycetes; Serinales; Debaryomycetaceae
Source: the annotation of a GenBank genome assembly
AUGAAACAGACUUCCAUAUUUGAAUAUAGAUCUCGAAGAGAAGUUAAAACUUUCGAAGAAGUCGUUGAUUUGACUUCUGAUAAUGAGGAGUUAAAUGGCGGCAAUGAUUUAGAUAACAAAUUAUCUAUGGGUAUAAGUACAUCCGAUGAUAUGGAUGUGGAAUCAAACAGUACGGAUUACGUGUCGGCCGAAGAGUCUACAAAUAUUAACCCUUUUCUAGAUGUUUCGAAGUCUUUGAUCAAGAAUGAAAUCGAUUUAAAGGAACUGUAUAGUCUUGCUAUACCUUCAACUUCAUUUAUAUCUCAGAUCAAUAACGUUCCUGAUCUAUCUAUCAAGGAAGAAGCUAAAUUGUUUGUUGAAGAAGAAGGAUGUGUGAAGGAAGAGAACUUUGCUGAAGAAAAAGAGAUAUUUGUGAAGGAAGAAAAGUUGGUAGAAGAAAUAUUUGUUAGGGAGGAUCAGAAGGAAGAUUAUCAACAAGACCAGACAGAAUAUGAAAUACGUGAAGAUAAUGCAGAUGAUGAAAUGGAAUUAGAUACAGCUGAUGAUACUUUAAUGAGGUUCUACGAAUCUGAUUCUGACAUAUCUAGUGAUGACGAUCCAGAUUAUGAGUACAGAAUCAUGAACGAUAUUGAUCUUAAUUAUGCUUCAAGUGAUGAAGAACAAUAUUCGUUCAAGAUCCUAGGUGAUGCUCCCAAACGAUCAAAGCAACAAAAUAAAAUCAAUAUCGACAACAUAUCACAUCUUGAGUUAGUUGGCAAUGAUAAAGAUGCAUGUCCUGUUUGUAAAGUAUUUUUGGGUGAAUUAACUGAACAAUUCCGUCAAGCUCAUAUUAAGGGGUGUUUAUUAGAGACUAACUUUACAGUUUCUCCAGUAAGAAUAGCAAAAGAGAAAGCUGUCCCGUUGGUUAAGUUGCCACUGUACAGAAAUGAUACCGUCAAACAGAGUCCAUUGAGAAAGAUUGAUCCACCAAAGAAUGUAAGUUUUAAAUCUAAAAGAAGACCUAUACCUGAUUUGAAGAUCAUGGAGUUUCCCGUGAAUCCCAUCAAUAAUUUCAAAGUGUCUAUGGAUGCAUUUAACUAUUGUCCACAUCUAGAAAUUGAUCAUUACUUUCUAAGUCAUUUCCAUGCUGACCAUUAUGGAGGAAUAAGCAAAAAAUGGUGUUAUGAAAGAGUUUUUGAUUGUGUUGAAGAUUUUGAAGAUUUGUCAAGAUACAGACCAAUUAUUUAUUGUGGUAAAGUAACGGCUAAUCUUUUAACCAUCAAGUUCGGUAUUGAUCCCAGAUUCUUACAAGUAUUGGAUUUCGAAACCAAAUACCUCAUCAAGUCUUAUGAUAAUUUCAAGAAUGGAUACGAAAAAGUACAGAAGGUUGAAAAAGUUGAAUGUCCUGGAUUGUAUGUAACUUUAAUGACAGCAAACCAUUGUCCUGGAUCAGCUAUAUUUUUAUUCGAAUCAUUUGGUGACGAAACCGUUAACAAAACUUAUUUACAUUGUGGAGAUUUCAGAAUCAACAAGGAUAUGUUACAUCAUGAACUUCUCAAACCGUACCUCCUACCCAAAGGCAAAUCAUUGAUCGAUAAAGUAUAUUUAGAUACCACAUAUUUAACAUUUCAUUACAAUUUCCCCAAACAAGAAGAUGUAUGUAAUCAGAUCUCCCAAAUGUUUGAAGAUCUUUCUGACGUACUGGAUACUUCUUUAUUAAGUGAAUGGUUCGGGUUGAAUAAUCAGUCAAGAAUAACGGAUUUUUUGAAAUCCAAAGCCAAACCGAAGAAGAAAUUUCUAAUCGUUAUUGGAACCUAUGUCAUUGGUAAAGAAAGAUUAGCAAUAGCUGUACUGAAAAGACUCAAUAAUUGUCCCAUAUAUAUUCUGAGUAUUAAAAGUAGAGGAUAUCAGUAUGAAGUAGUACGGGCAUUCGAAGAUGAAUAUUUAGAUACCCAUUUAACAGAGAAUGAAUUUGGUAAUGAUGAUUGUCAAUGUGUAAUACAUUUGGUGCCAAUGGAUAUCAUUUAUACCAUGGAAGAAUUCAAAAAAUAUAUCAAAUUCAAUAAGUAUUUAGAUAAUUUUGAAAGAUGUGUAGGGUUAAGACCAACAGGUUGGAGUCAUACCCAAGAAUAUCGAACAAACAAAGAGCUAGAUAUGUUGGAAUAUCCAAAACCCGUCACUGAUAAUAUGUCAAGAAAUCAAUUCAUUAAUAUAGUAUGUGAUAUCUGUUUAGAAAUACCGGACUUCAAUUACAAUAAUGAUAUUUUACCUCAAAAUAAAAGAUAUUCUUCAACCAACAGAAGAGAUAAAGAUUCCUUAAGAAUUUAUUCAUUACCAUAUAGUGAACAUUCAUCAUAUAGAGAAUUAACAUACUUUUGUUUGUUUUUGAAUAUUGCAGAAAUAAUACCUACAGUGGGAACAGAAGAAGAUCGACUAGUUGGUAGAAUGAAUCAACAUAUUUCAUAUUGGAAUCAAAUCAAAGAACUUAUGAAAUCUAAGGUUCAAGAUCCUACUUUAGAUAAAAUGGUUCAUCAUAAAAUUCAAGAGUUAAAUAUUGAAAAAUUUUAA